AUGGGCGCCACCUACUACUACUAUUACGAGCUCGACGGUUCAACUGAGACUCACGAUCCCGCCGAGCCUUGGACCACGGCUUGCCCGUCCCUGCCGGGGCAGACGGUCAAUACCCUCAUCGUCCCCGUCGAGCAAAGCCUGCGCCAACGCAGUGCCUCUCUCACCUCUGUGCGCCAGGAGAGCUUCAGGACCAUGGACCCCGAUGCCAAGUUCGCCACGCCGCGCCCUGCCCCUGCUCCUGUCAUGGAAUCAACAGCUCGCCGCCUCGGGUCGGCCUCGACCCUCCUCCAGAAGCGCCCCUGCACACGCUCGCCCUCUCCUGCCCCUUCGUGGAAGCGCUUCUUCACGCGGAGACUAGGCCAACGAGACGCUGAUCGGUCGCCCACACGAGGUCAGACCGCCGACAGCAGCGAGCCUGUCGAGGGCACCUCCCUCCUCCAGGACUCACCAGCCCACACGCGCAGCUCUACGCCCUCGGAGGGAGCACGCACCAGGGACCUGUCGCCCGAGUCUUUGCGGCGUUUCCUGUCCGACGGCACUCCAACUCACGUCGAAGCCGUGCCCCACCAGCCAACGACGCUAUCUAUUCCUGACGAGAUCGCAGAGGAUGUCGAUGAUGACGACAACUUCGCUACGUCUGCCAUCUCUGAGAACCAAGUCUACGCGACGUCUCUGUCUCCACCUCCCUUCCAACGUUCAGCAUCUGCCGACACCAUCCCAAGAGCAGCGUCCAACUUGAGCUCAAUCACCCUCACGGCCGGUCAGCCCUUUGACCAAAAGCUACCAGAUGAUGGUCAAGCGGAUGGCAACCAAGCGGAACAGCCGGAGUCGCAACGGUCUCUCCCGAAACUCGAGACCAACGCGAAGCCCCGCUGGUCGAUAUCGGCAACUUCCAGCCUGCUGGCAACUCCGAUUUCUCCCCAGCUGGUGGCCGAUGAUCCUCCAUCCUUUUACGAUUCCAACGACGAAGAUGAUGACGUUGCAUCCACCAUUGAAGCAGACAACUUUGCACAUCAAGCUGUCAUUGAUGCACCCUUUUCGAGUGAGGUCUUCCGAGGAUACAGCCUCCCGCGCCAAAGCGACGAGGAGAAGAGCGUGGCUGCGCCCAGGCCUGCUAUAAAGUCAUUCAAUUCCCCGCAACUUCUCCCCAGAGCCGACACGAGGAACGAUCAAGUCAGCGGAACCAACUUGCUGGGCACACAUAUCGACACAGGCCUGGACGACUUUGUCAGUGAGAUGGGAUGGAUUGUGGACGCCAUCAGGUGCAAAGAGACACAUUAG
Purpureocillium lilacinum is the source of this 1281-nucleotide messenger RNA. RefSeq lists its product as uncharacterized. Lineage: Eukaryota; Fungi; Ascomycota; Sordariomycetes; Hypocreales; Ophiocordycipitaceae. The record is from RefSeq and is a predicted model, not a curated record.